Molecule: messenger RNA, 4450 nt
Organism: Megalops cyprinoides (Indo-Pacific tarpon)
Lineage: Eukaryota; Metazoa; Chordata; Actinopteri; Elopiformes; Megalopidae
Gene: ago4
Product: argonaute RISC component 4
Exons: 18
Coding region: 199-2823 (874 amino acids)
Molecular function (GO): protein binding; RNA binding
Source: RefSeq, a predicted model, not a curated record
CGCGCAUGCGCAGUAGGAAGCCAUACGGAUCCGCUUUAAAUCACACAGAAGACAACGCUCCCCCGAAGACCUUUGGAUAUCCUCGCAUUCCUUCCAUUUCUUAAAUUAGCCCCGCUCAGCUUCGAGAUACCGCCGCCAAUUUCAGUGUCGGUACGGAGCCGCCAGGCCGGGACAGAGACGGAGAGAGAGCCCUCGGCCAUGGAAGCGCUCGGACCCGGCCCGCCUGCUCCCACCUCCCUCUUCCAGCCCCCGCGUCGGCCCGGCUUGGGCACCGUGGGGAAGCCCAUCCGUCUGCUGGCCAACCACUUCCAGGUGCAGAUCCCCAAGAUCGACGUCUACCACUAUGACAUCGACAUCAAGCCGGAGAAGCGCCCCCGCAGAGUCAACAGGGAGGUGGUGGACACCAUGGUGCGGCACUUCAAGAUGCAGAUCUUCGGGGACCGGCAGCCUGGCUACGAUGGCAAGAGGAACAUGUACACAGCCCAUCCGCUGCCCAUCGGGAGAGACCGGGUGGACCUGGAGGUGACGCUGCCAGGCGAGGGGAAGGAUCAGACCUUUAAGGUGUCUCUGCAGUGGGUGUCGGUGGUCAGCCUGCAGAUGCUCCUGGAGGCGCUGUCUGGCCACCUGAACGAGGUCCCUGAGGACUCCGUGCAGGCCCUGGAUGUCAUCACGCGACACCUGCCCUCCAUGAGGUACACCCCAGUGGGCCGCUCCUUCUUCUCUCCCCCGGAGGGGUACUAUCACCCCCUGGGUGGUGGGCGGGAGGUGUGGUUCGGCUUCCACCAGUCAGUCCGUCCUGCCAUGUGGAACAUGAUGCUCAACAUUGAUGUGUCGGCGACCGCGUUCUACCGCGCCCAGCCGGUCAUCGAGUUCAUGUGUGAGGUGCUGGAUAUCCAGAACAUCAACGAACAGACCAAGCCACUCACUGACUCUCAGCGUGUCAAGUUCACCAAGGAGAUCCGCGGCCUGAAGGUGGAAGUGACGCACUGCGGGCAGAUGAAGAGGAAGUACCGUGUGUGCAAUGUCACCCGUCGCCCUGCCAGCCAUCAGACGUUUCCGCUGCAGCUGGAGAACGGUCAGGCCAUGGAAUGUACGGUGGCGCAGUAUUUCAAACAGAAAUACAGCCUGCAGCUGAAAUACCCCCACCUGCCCUGCCUCCAGGUGGGGCAGGAGCAGAAGCACACCUAUCUGCCCCUGGAGGUGUGUAACAUCGUGGCAGGGCAGCGUUGCAUCAAGAAGCUAACAGAUAAUCAAACCUCCACCAUGAUCAAAGCCACCGCACGCUCCGCUCCUGACAGACAGGAGGAGAUCAGUCGCCUGGUCAAAAGCAACAGCAUGGUGGGCGGGCCUGACCCCUACCUGAAAGAGUUUGGCAUUGUUGUGCACAAUGACAUGACGGAGGUGACUGGGCGGGUCCUCCCAGCGCCCAUGCUGCAGUAUGGGGGCCGGGUGAGUACAGACACUGGGAGGGACUGUGGCAGGAACAAAACGGUGGCCACGCCCAAUCAGGGCGUGUGGGACAUGAGGGGGAAGCAGUUCUACGCCGGCAUCGAGAUCAAGGUGUGGGCCGUCGCCUGCUUCGCCCCUCAGAAGCAGUGCAGAGAGGACCUGCUCAAGAGCUUCACGGACCAGCUUCGGAAGAUUUCCAAGGACGCUGGGAUGCCCAUUCAGGGCCAGCCAUGUUUCUGCAAGUACGCGCAGGGAGCGGACAGCGUGGAGCCCAUGUUCAAGCACCUCAAGAUGUCCUACGUGGGCCUGCAGCUCAUCGUCGUCAUCCUGCCGGGGAAAACCCCUGUCUACGCGGAGGUGAAGCGGGUGGGAGACACCCUCCUGGGGAUGGCCACACAGUGCGUCCAGGUGAAGAAUGUGGUGAAGACCUCCCCUCAGACCCUCUCCAACCUCUGCCUCAAGAUCAACGCCAAGCUGGGCGGCAUCAACAAUGUGCUGGUGCCCCAUCAGAGGCCCUCAGUGUUCCAGCAGCCGGUGAUCUUCCUGGGGGCGGAUGUGACGCACCCCCCGGCUGGUGAUGGGAAGAAGCCCUCGAUCGCGGCGGUGGUGGGCAGCAUGGACGGGCACCCCAGCCGCUACUGCGCCACGGUGCGGGUGCAGACCUCCCGGCAGGACCUGUCCCAGGAGCAGCUCUUCAGCCAGGAGGUCAUCCAGGACCUGACUAACAUGGUGCGCGAGCUGCUCAUCCAGUUCUACAAGUCCACCCGCUUCAAGCCCACGCGCAUCAUCUACUACCGGGGCGGCGUCUCCGAGGGACAGAUGAAGCAGGUGGCGUGGCCGGAGCUGAUCGCCAUCAGGAAGGCGUGCAUUAGUUUGGAGGAGGACUACAGGCCGGGGAUCACCUACAUCGUGGUGCAGAAGCGCCACCACACCCGACUCUUCUGCUCUGACAAGGCAGAGAGGGUGGGAAAGAGUGGCAACGUUCCUGCUGGUACCACGGUGGACAGCACCAUCACGCACCCCUCUGAGUUUGACUUCUACCUGUGCAGCCAUGCGGGCAUACAGGGCACCAGCCGCCCCUCGCACUACCACGUCUUGUGGGACGACAACUGCUUCACGGCGGACGAGCUGCAGCUGCUCACAUACCAACUGUGCCACACCUACGUGCGCUGCACCCGCUCCGUCUCCAUCCCCGCGCCCGCCUACUACGCCCGCCUCGUGGCCUUCCGCGCCCGCUACCACCUGGUGGACAAGGACCACGACAGUGCGGAGGGUAGUCACGUUUCAGGUCAGAGUAACGGUCGGGACCCUCAGGCCCUGGCCAAGGCGGUCCAGAUUCACUAUGACACCCAGCACACCAUGUACUUCGCCUGACGGACACCAGCAGAGGGUGCUCUCCUUCUCUCUCUCUCUCUCUCUCUUUCCCUCUCUCUGCCUGUUUCUGUCUUUCUCUUGCUCUCUCUGCACCAAAGCGGUUAUGAAGCCAGAGGAUCCGGUCAUCUGUCCAGCCGAAACGCCCGGUUCCAAUUCAAGCCGCCUCUUACCAGCAAUCCCAGGAUUCUCGGACGCACUGAGAGACCAUUGGUUUCUGAUGCACAGAGGGAAAAAAAAAAACACAUUGAGCCAUUUUUUGUUUGUCUUUCGCAUGGAUUUUUUUUUUGUUUUUUGUUUUUGUAAGAUACACUGAGCAUGAGCAGAUGGGAGACAGCUCUCUUUCUUACAACUUACCGAGACUUUUCAUUUACCUCAAGCCUGAACGGGCUGAAGUCACACUGUCUAGGGGUGGGAGUGGGGGCGGCGGGAGGGGGAGGGUAUCUGCAUGUAAAGGGGCAGGGGGAUUGAUUGCUAUGUGAGGGAUUUCUUUUUCUUCAUGGUUGUGUGUUCUCUCCUUUUUUAACUUUUACAAGCGAGGUGACCUGUGUAUCCACACCCAUUUCUCUUCUCCUGUGUUGUGCAGAAUGAGUGUUUACUUGCGUGUGCAUUUCAUGGCGGGCCACUGAAUUGUAAAGGAAGGUCAAGGAGAUAACUGCUGUACAUGCCUCAGAUUUAAUGUUUUUAUAUACAUAUAUAUAAUUAUACACAUCUAUAUAAACAGAUUUAAAUAGAUGAUUCUGCUGGCUCGGUGAAGCUGGUGGUUGUGUGUAGCAGUAGCAGCGUCUGUGUUCUGGCCUGUGUAGGGCGUGUGGCGGGGGUGGUGGCGGGGGGGUGGACAUUGCACGUUUGCACAGGCUAAAUGAGACCUGCGGGGGGGGGGAGGUACGCAUCCCCGCCCCACCUACCCCCAACCCCCUCUGUUUCCGCCCAUUUACAGCACUGACGAGGGAGGCCAGACAAACAAAGAGGGCACUCUCCUUUAUUAUCUUUAUGCAUUUAUAAAUAAAAACAAAAACAGAUUUGUAAGAGAUUAAUAUAAAAACGUUUUGUGGCUAUCUUAACUGUUGUUAGAGUAGGCUAUCUUUGUUGGUAUUAUUAUCAUUAUUGUAAUUAAUGAUGUGUUCAAAAGCCCAGGGCUCAGUGUGGGGUCUGUUGAAGAACUGGUGGGGGGGGUGGGGGGAUUAAUUGAGUUUGUCUGUAAUUGGAAAAAUUGUGGGGGGGUCUGUGUGGGCUCCUGAAGUCUGGCUCUUUUAGGUUCCUUUGGUUCCUGGUGUGUUUGUACUCUUCAGGCAUGGGAAUGAGAAGGCUGAUGGGGAGUUUGUGGUGAGGGUAGUGGUAGCCUAGGGUUAUGCCCCGUCAGCUAAACAGAGGGAUCACCUAUCUACUGUUGACAGCAUGGGGGAUCGGCUGGUUGUAUCUUGCACUGUGAGUGGGGGAGGGGGGUCACGGUUAGAAAGGAAGAUCAAUGACAAUCGGAUCAUGGAAUACGGGGGCUGUAGGGGGAACAGGGGGGUAGUCAAUGAUUUGAAUUUUAGACUUAUAACGUGUUUCUAUUACUGUUUGUGUGUAUUUCAACAUGUAUAUCUAUAAAAGACUAUACUUAUGGUGUUUUUUUUUUUUUUUUUUU